AUGGCUAAGGCCAGCGUGGAGCUCACCCGCGAGAUGCAAGACAGCAUCCGGAGGUGUCUGAACCAAGGAGCUGUGCUCCAACAACAUCGUGUGAAGUUGGAAACAAAGCCCAAGAAGUUUGAUGACCGAGUGCUGGCCCUGACUGCUUGGCGCCUACACCUCUUCCCCCUCAAAGUCCCAGCAAAGGUGGAGAGCUCCUUCAAUGUUCUGGAGAUCCGAGCCUUCAACACGCUCAGUCAGAACCAGAUCCUGGUAGAGACAGAGCGUGGCAUGGUGAGCAUGAGGCUGCCAUCAGCUGAGAGCGUGGACCAGGUGACGCGACAUGUGAGCUCUGCCCUCUCCAAGGUCUGCCCUGGCCCUGGGUGUUUAAUCCGGCGUGGAAAUGCAGACACCCCAGAAGGGCCCCGAGACACAUCCCCCAACUCUGAGACUUCCACAUCUACCACUCACAGUGUCUGUGGUGGCUUCUCCGAGACCUACGCGGCCCUGUGUGACUACAACGGGCUGCACUGCCGUGAGGAGGUGCAAUGGGAUGUGGACACCAUCUACCAUGCUGAGGAUAACCGAGAGUUCAAUCUUUUGGAUUUCAGCCACUUGGAGAGCCGAGACUUGGCCCUAAUGGUGGCCGCCCUGGCAUACAACCAGUGGUUCACCAAACUCUACUGCAAAGACCUGCGGCUGGGCUCUGAAGUGCUAGAACAGGUGCUACAUACCUUGAGCAAGUCAGGGAGCCUUGAAGAGCUGGUGCUGGACAACGCCGGGCUUAAGACGGACUUUGUACAGAAGCUGGCCGGGGUGUUUGGGGAGAACGGGAGCUGUGUGCUGCAUGCCCUCACUCUGUCCCACAACCCCAUCGAGGACAAGGGUUUCCUCAGUCUGAGCCAGCAGCUCCUCUGCUUCCCCACUGGUCUCACCAAACUGUGCUUGGCCAAGACUGCCAUUUCCCCUCGAGGGCUGCAAGCACUGGGCCAGACCUUCGGGGCCAACCCGGCCUUUGCCAGCUCCCUUCGAUACCUGGACCUGAGCAAAAACCCUGGGCUGCUCGCCACGGACGAGGCCAACGCCUUCUAUAGUUUCCUGGCCCAGCCCAAUGCCCUGGUACACCUGGACCUGUUGGGGACUGACUGUGCCAUCGACUUGCUUCUGGGUGCCCUGCUCCAUGGCUGCUGCUCCCACCUUACCUACCUCAACCUGGCUCGCAACAGCUGCUCCCACAGGAAGGGCCGGGAAGCCCCACCGGCCUUCAAGCAAUUCUUCAGCAGCGCCUACACCCUGAGCCAUGUCAACCUGUCAGCCACAAGGCUGCCCCUGGAGGCCCUCAGGGCACUGCUUCAGGGCCUCUCCCUCAACAGUCACCUCAGUGAUCUGCACCUGGACCUCAGCAGCUGUGAGCUCCGCUCAGCGGGAGCCCAGGCCUUGCAGGAGCAGCUGGGGGCUGUCACCUGUGUGGGCAGCCUGGAUCUGUCGGACAAUGGGUUCGACUCGGACCUUCUGACACUGGUGCCUGCACUUGGCAAGAACAAGUCCCUCAAGCACCUGUUCCUGGGCAAGAACUUCAAUGUCAAGGCCAAGACCCUGGAGGAGAUCCUCCACAAGCUGGUGCAACUGAUCCAGGAAGAGGACUGUUCCCUGCAGUCGCUGUCAGUGGCAGACUCCCGGCUAAAGCUUCGCACCAGCAUCCUCAUCAAUGCCCUGGGCAGCAACACCUGCCUGGCCAAGGUGGAUCUGAGUGGCAAUGGCAUGGAGGACAUCGGAGCCAAGAUGCUGUCUAAGGCCCUGCAGAUAAACUCCUCCCUCAGAACUAUCCUAUGGGAUCGGAAUAAUACAUCUGCCCUGGGCUUCCUGGACAUUGCAAGGGCCCUGGAGAGCAACCACACACUGCGCUUCAUGUCCUUCCCCGUGAGCGACAUCUCCCAAGCCUACCGCAGUGCCCCCGAGCGCACAGAGGAUGUCUGGCAGAAGAUCCAAUGGUGCUUGGUCAGGAACAACCACUCCCAGACAUGCCCCCAGGAGCAGGCCUUCAGGCUGCAGCAGGGCCUGGUGACCAGCAGCGCCGAGCAAAUGCUGCAGCGGCUAUGUGGACGAGUGCAGGAAGAGGUGCGGGCACUGAGACUGUGCCCCCUGGAGCCCGUGCAGGAUGAGCUGCUCUAUGCUCGGGACCUCAUCAAGGAUGCCAAGAACUCUCGGGCGCUGUUUCCCAGCCUCUAUGAGCUGGGCCACGUGCUGGCCAAUGAUGGGCCUGUGCGGCAGAGGCUGGAGUCAGUAGCCAGUGAGGUCUCCAAGGCUGUGGACAAGGAGCUUCAGGUGAUCUUGGAGUCCAUGGUCAGCCUAACACAGGAGUUGUGCCCUGUGGCCAUGCGGGUAGCUGAGGGGCACAACAAGAUGCUGAGCAAUGUGGCGGAGCGUGUCACUGUACCCCGGAACUUCAUCCGAGGGGCGCUGCUGGAGCAGGCGGGACAGGACAUUCAGAACAAACUGGAUGAAGUGAAGCUCUCAGUUGUCACCUACUUGACCAACUCCAUAGUGGACGAGAUUCUGCAAGAGCUCUAUCACUCCCACAAGAGCCUGGCACGACACCUGACCCAGCUAAGAACACUGUCGGAUCCACCAGGGGGACAAGGCCAAGGGCAAGAUCUGUCCUCCCGGGGCCGAGGCCGGAACCAUGACCAUGAGGAGACCACAGAUGAUGAACUUGGGACCAACAUUGACACCAUGGCUAUCAAAAAGCAGAAACGUUGCCGCAAGAUCCGCCCGGUAUCUGCCUUCAUCAGUGGGAGCCCUCAGGACAUGGAAAGCCAACUGGGGAACCUGGGGAUCCCCCCAGGCUGGUUCUCAGGACUCGGGGGCAACCAGCCGACAGCUAGUGGUUCCUGGGAAGGUCUAUCCGAACUGCCCACUCAUGGCUAUAAACUAAGGCACCAAACACAAGGCAGGCCCCGGCCCCCCCGCACCACCCCUCCAGGACCUGGUCGGCCCAGCGUACCAGCACCUGGGACUCGUCAGGAGAAUGGGAUGGCCACCCGCCUGGACGAGGGCCUGGAGGAUUUCUUCAGCCGCAGGGUCAUGGAUGAAAGUUCCAGAAGAAGAGGCGCCGCCCCAACUCAGGAGAGCCCCCCCAGCCCAGACCCCCCAAGCCUCGGCAAUAACUCCUCUCCCUGCUGGAGCCCAGAGGAGGAGAACGGCCUUCUCCCUGGAUUUGGGGGCAGCCGGGGGCCUUCCUUCCGCAGGAAAAUGGGCACAGAGGAGUCGGAGCCAGGGGAGGGGAGCCCGGCCCCUGGGACAGCACAGCAACCAAGGGUACACGCUGUAGCUCUUCCUGGGUUGGGAAGAGCCAAGGGUUGGAGCUUCGAUGGGAAACGAGAGGGCACAGGCCCAGACCUGGAGGGCAGCACCCACUCUUGGCAGAAACGGCGUUCUUCAGAUGAUGCAGGGCCUGGGGCCUGGAAGCCCCCACCACCACCCCAAAGCAGCAAGCCAAGCUUCAGUGCCAUUCGCCGAGCAGAGGCCACGUGGCACAUAGCUGAGGAGAGUGCCACCAAUCACAGCUCCCAGAGCCCCAGCCCAGCCUCCCAAGAUGGAGAGGAGGAGAAAGAGGGGGCCCUGUUCCCAGAGAGGAUGGUUCCAGCUAGGAAUGCCAAGCUGCAGGACCCCCCUUUAGCUCCACGGCCCCCUAAGCCGGUGGCCAUGCCCAGGGGCCGCUGGCCUCCCCAGGAGCCAGGGGACAGGGAGGAGGCUGAGGCCGGGGGUGCAGCCCCAGGAGUCAACAAACCCCGACUGAGGCUGGGCUCACAGCAAGACAAAGAGGAGCCUGAGGCCCAAGGGCCCCCUGAUCCGGGCCGCCGGACUGCCCCACUGAAACCCAAGAGGACACGGCGGGCACAGUCCUGCGACAAGCUGGAGCCUGAUAGAAGACGGCCCCCUGACCCCACAGGAACCAGUGAGCCAGGAACAGACUGACAGCUGCUGUAACACCUCCCCUGCCCUCCUCUCGACAUGUGCCUCACAAGGACUCAGACCCCCAUCGAACACCCCCCAACCCCAUUCCCCCAGGCCCUGCUGCCAGCGCCUGUCCUACAGGAGCAGGACAGCAGGACCAAACAGGGGGAGCAAGAGGCGGUGACAGGAAGGGAGGGAGCAACCUCGAGAGAGGGAGGCUCUCUAUGCCUUCCUCUGUGCCUCGCUCUGCAGAGAACUUUGGGGGGGCUGUCUCCUCCCCCGGUGGGCGGAUCUCUGUCUCUCUAUCCCCAGGGGCUCUCUCCCCACUUGUAUAGAAUAAAGCAACAAAAUCA
Galeopterus variegatus (Sunda flying lemur) is the source of this 4289-nucleotide messenger RNA. RefSeq names its product leucine rich repeat containing 16B (gene CARMIL3). The record is from RefSeq and is a predicted model, not a curated record. Gene Ontology annotation, biological process: cell migration; regulation of Arp2/3 complex-mediated actin nucleation. Bases 1 to 3957 code for a protein of 1318 amino acids. Gene Ontology annotation, molecular function: protein binding. Gene Ontology annotation, cellular component: lamellipodium; plasma membrane. The transcript is spliced from 40 exons. NCBI's taxonomy places the organism in Eukaryota, Metazoa, Chordata, Mammalia, Dermoptera, Cynocephalidae.